This is a messenger RNA of Cannabis sativa, 2922 nucleotides long. RefSeq lists its product as uncharacterized. Gene Ontology annotation, molecular function: cysteine-type peptidase activity. Gene Ontology annotation, biological process: proteolysis. Lineage: Eukaryota; Viridiplantae; Streptophyta; Magnoliopsida; Rosales; Cannabaceae. The coding region runs from base 1873 to 2667 and encodes 264 amino acids. The record is from RefSeq and is a predicted model, not a curated record. The transcript is spliced from 5 exons.
AUAUAUGUGUAACUGGGGCAAACAAAUACAAAGCAGAUAAGGAGAUAAGGCAGAAGAGCUGAGAGAGAGUUUGCGACACCGCCACACCACUCCAGAAAAUAUACCCAUGAGGUGGCAUGUGGUGUCCACAUGAUAAGAAAAGAAAACCAAAAGUGAAGAAAGAGAGUGGUCCCUGGGUUUGGCACGCUUGUUAUUUUCAUGCUGUGGUGGAAACCUUACGCUACUCUACCCGCCUAUGUGGUCACUAUGCACAAUUCGUAUUUGUUACAAUUGUUUUUUUUUUUAUUUUGUUUUUUUUUAUAAUAUAAUAACGGCAUAAUUAAAUAUAAAAAUUAAAAGAUAAUUAGUAGUUUAGUAGUAAUUAAAUUACUAGAUCUAGAUGAUUAUGUGUGCAUUAGGAUGAAAAUAAGUCUAAUUGUUAUAAAUAGUUAUGUGAUGUUGAUUUUAUUUUUAGCUGAUGAAUUUUAAUUGAAGUGAUAGAAAUAAAUAAAUAAUAGAAAGGAAAGAGUAACAAGUAAAAAAAAUACUAAAAUUUAUAGAGAUUCGAUCUCUUAUACCUUUUAUGAUUAGUAAUAGCCUACUUCCUUUUUUGUUGUAUUCACCUGUGAGUAGAGAACAAGAAGACCUUGAUCUCUCUCAAAAGCUUUUACAGUAAUAUACUCUUAGAUCGAAAUGUCUCUUUUGUAUUUUCUCUUUGAAUUAUGUCGUCUCCCUGAAUAGUGAGAUGAUACCACUAUUUAUAAGAGCUAAUUACAUAGGAAUGGUUUCCCUUAAUCAAUAAGAAAUAAAAUAGGAAACUAUCAUGUUUCUAUAAUAAUAAUAAAAAAAAUGGAAAAUCUAGGUUGAUUGCCUUUAUUCUCUUAAGAUACAAAUUAAUCUCAUAAAUGUAGGGAUUGUUUUGUGACAUGUAAGUUUGGCGAUGACAUUGAACACCUCUAAAAUUGUCAACUCACAUCCCCUGGUUGGUGCAUGCAAGUUCUUCAUGCAAUCAAGAUGGUCGGAUGUCUAUCAGUGACCUUGCUCGGACAUCCCACUAUAUAGGUGUGACUUUGAGCUUCAUAUCAAUCUUCAUGGGUUUCUAAGAGUAAAACCAUCUGCCCAGGUUAUAAAAUGUGAAACAUGUCUCAUCCAGUCAGGUGCCACGUCACGGUGUACAAAUUAGGAUAAUAUUUGCCCCCAAGUGUGUGCGGGACCUUCCUAGUCACACAUGGACUUCAUUCGGUUAGGAAACUAUCCGAAUUGAUGAUGUGUGUCUGGUUGUCAAAGUUGAUCUGACGUGACUUAAUGGAGAGUCUCUUCGGUGUUUGGACAUUAAAUGCCUCUUAAGAGUUGUACCUCGAAUCAUGCACAGACGGUUGAGUGAUACUGCAUGCGUGAUGUCUGUAAUUUUAUAAUGAGUACAUAAUGUUCACUUUUGGAGAAAAAACCCAAAUUUCAAUUUUUAAAACAAAUUAAUUUCCUCUUUAAGGUACUUAUAAAAGGGGAUGUAGUACUAAGUGUGUUGCAAAGGGGUAUUUGGUGAUAGAAAAUGUGACCACCCUGGAAGUACAUAAUGAAAAGUUUGACCCAAAGCGCUUUUGUCGAGUCUUCAUUGAAGAAGUUUUUUACGAAAAUGCAAGGCUCCCAUGCCCUGUCACACAAGAAAGCCUCACCACGGUAGGCAAAGUGGUGAAUUCCUAUGUAGCCUGGCCAAUUCCACUUGUCAAGAUUGAUGGUGUACACCAGACACAGGAGAAGAAGAAUAGGGAUUUUAACAGUAUUACGGUUGGUCCACUGACUCAACCUUUGAAACACCCUCGAAGGCCGAAUAAGCUUCCAAUAGCUCGUUAUACUCCGCCAGAGAAAAGUGUCACAUUGAGUUUGCUAGAGAUCAUGGUCGAGCAGUGGCCAAAGGAAAAGAAUGUCCUUGAAGUUGACAUUGGUGAGGAUGUGUUCGGGGUAGAGCACAAAACAUACUUAUCAAAAAACGACAUACUUGACAUUUGCAAUCUCAAAUGGAUCGGAUCUGUUCCAAUGUCUGUGUGGUGCAGUAUAAUGCAGCGUGAACUAAACAAAUAUGAGUUGAACGGUGUAUAUGCAUUUAUGAAUCCUGCAUCUGUGGCAUCUACUGAUGGCUUAGGGUACAACGAGCGUGUAGCUUUGCUUUUUCAGCGAUUGAGCAACAUACAACCAGAUCGAUUCCUUGUUUGCCCUUGGUACCAUGACGAACAUUGGAUGGUUAUCUUAAUCCAAACGGGAUCGCAGAGUGUAGCAUUUUUGGAUUCCAAAAACAAAACCAUUCGUCAAGAUAUUAAAAGAUGUGUUCAAACGUAUGUUCUAGUAGUUCAAAGCUCUAAACAUAUUGCUCUAAUUUCCAUUAAUGUAUAUAUUAACUUUAUAUUAUUUAUGUGUAGUGCUCUUGAGAGGUACUACCUUGAGAAAAGAAACCGACGGUCAGUAGCAAUAAGCUUCACUGAGUACAGAUGUCCAGAGCAACCAGAUGACAAUCAGUGUGGGUAUUAUAACAUGAGAUUUAUUAAAUCAUUCAUGACUGAAAAUAAUCCCACACGAAAAUUGGAAACAGAGUUUAAAAGGAACAAAUCAUCCUCUUACACUAACAAAGAAAUCAAUGAAAUACGUGACGAAUGGACAAAGUAUGUCAUGCAGAUGAUAGCAGCAGGCAAAUGACUAAUAACAUAGAGUAUGAUGACCAAUGAUUGAUAGGUUUUACAUCGAUCUUAGUUACUAUUGUCUUGCUUUUUUAGUUUUUAGGAAGUGAUCUCCAGCUAUUUGAUUAAAGUCCCAAGUGACUACCUGUAGACUUAUUUUGUUCUUAGUAUACACAUUUUUAGAUGUUCAGAAGAUAUUCUACAAAAGAUUGCAAAAUGUAAAAAUUUAAUUGGAUUUUCUUCUUUUGUAUUGCAUUACUAAACUUUGAUGGCA